GUCUAACUGUGCUCUGGCUCCUCCUAUGGUAUCUUAACAUCCACCAUGAAGAGGAAGUGGAUUAAUUGCACUCUUUGAAAUCACCAUUGGUGGACUUGGUGCUGCCAAGAGACUGUAAACACAGACAUUUUAAUUUGUUAAUAAAGCUAGAUUCACUAAACCUCACUCAAGAGAUCAUCUACAAUGGCUAAAAUGAAUUACCUGUGGGAUUCAACAGCUUUUACAGAUAAUGUAUACAUAUCAAAACGAAGUAUUAGAAAGAUUCUCAUCAGCAAGAGGCAUUAUCUGCCUGUGGAGAGUAACAUUACUGACACUGUGAAAAUGAACUUUAAUCUGCCCAGUGAAAAGGACAUCAGUGCUUCUGCCAGUUGUGAUGAAAGUAAAAACAACAGAAGCCAAGAGAAUUCUAGAAGUCAAGCUACAUGCCACCUUCAUGAGAGGCAUUCUGAACAAUCCUCUGAAAAGGAGAGAGAAGUGGAUGUAACUGAUGUGAAGGCUGAGCCUGGAUCUGACCCUCAGCCUGGAUCUGAUUCCCGACUGAAUCAUGAGCACUUGGAAGCGACCAGCAUCCCCAACAUGAAAGUGAAGCAGGAGGUGGAAAUCACUGCGCCAUAUGAUCUGGCAGCAGUUCCACAAGAUCAGCAGGAGACUGUGGGGGAUGAAUGCGAGGUUGAGGGUAACAGAGUGGACAGCCUGAAUUCUUCUCAGAUUCAGGUUUUAAAAAGACAUUUUGUCUUUGCAGGCAUGAAAAAGCGAGGAAUGGAAGGAGACACGGAAAACCGUCCAUACAAGUGCCCCUACUGCAACUGGGCUUUCAAAAGGUCUAGCAACCUUUUGAGUCAUAUCGAUACUCACCAAGGUCUUAAACCACAUGUUUGUGACCUGUGUGGGAAGGCCUACUCGCACCAAGGUACUCUUCAGCAGCACAAGCGGCUACACACGGGCGAAAGACCAUACCAAUGCCCAUUUUGUGAGAAAAGCUACAUUUGGUCCUCUGACUUCCGUAAACACAUCCGAACGCAUACCGGAGAGAAGCCGUACACCUGUAAGGAAUGUGGAAAGGACUUUGUGCGUUCCUCAGACCUGCGGAAGCACGAGCGCAACAUGCACACCAACAACAAGCCAUUCCUCUGCAAGCAGUGUGGCCAAACCUUCAACAAACCCCUAUCUCUUCUCCGUCAUGAGCGCAAGCAUUUGGGUGAGAGGCCCUUUGUUUGCCCGGAGUGCGGGAAAGCAUUUGCCCUGGCCAGUCGCAUGACAGAGCACAGGAAAAUCCACAGCAGCGUGCGUCCCUACACCUGCUCCGUUUGCUCCAAAGCUUUCACCAAGUCCUCGAACCUCGCUGAACAUCUCUCAGUUCACAGCGGAGAGCGGCCACACAAGUGCUCAGAGUGUGGACUGGCAUUUGCAAUGGUGUCUCGGCUAGUGCGACACCAGCGUAUUCACACAGCUGUCCGCUCUUAUCACUGCCAAGCCUGCGAUAUGUCAUUCAGCUACCUCACGGAACUCAAGAGGCAUCAGAAGCAGCAUAGAGAGGGCACAAUCUUUGUAUGUGGGCAGUGCAGUAAAUCUUUCCCACAGGAUUCCCUGCUUACAGAACACAUGCAGAGCCAUGCUGACGCUGAGACUUGCAUUUCCUAAGUACUGUUACUGAAGUAACUGGAGGAUAGCAAUCUGUUUAAUUCUUAUUCUGAGGUCACCGUAGCCACCCAGACCCAGCCGGCAGACCAGAUGGUGGAUCAGCACCUAGAGACGACCUCUACAGCCCUGAAUACCAGCUGAAACCAUGUUAACUAGACCCUGCGAAGACCUCGUCAACUAGACAGCUAUUGGGACAAGACCACGGAAACCAGUCAAGUCUUCUGAAGUUUUUUUCUUCAUUUUUAUAACUGACUUUAACUGAAUUUUUUUUACUGUUUGUUAAUGUCCUCUUCUAUGUAAACAAAAAGCCUAUUUCUCUAAAAUAUUGUUCAAAAAUCUGUCUAAAUCUGUGUCAGUGAGCACUUCUCCUUUGCCGAGACAAUCCAUCCACCUCAUAUGUGUGGCAUAUCAAGAUAUGCUGAUUAUACAGCAUGACACAGGUGUGCCUUAGGCUGGCCACAAUAAAAGGCCACUCUGAAAUGUGCAGUUUAUACAGCACAAUGCCACAGAUGUCGCAAGUUUUGAGGGAGCAUGCAAUUGGCAUGCUGACUGCAGGGAUGUCCACCAGAGCUGUUGCCUGUGAAACGAAUGUUCAUUUCUUUACCAUUAGCCAUCUACAAAGGUGUUUCAUAGAAUUUGGCAUCCAAUUGGCCUCACAACCACAGACCACGUGUAACCACACAACCCCUGGACCUCCACAUCCAGCAUCUUCACCUCCAAGAUCGUCUGAGUCCAGCUAACCGGACAGCUGCUGCAACAAUCGGUUUGCAUAAAAAAUGAUUUCUGAACAAACUGUCAAGCUCAUCUACAUGCUUGUCGUCCUCAUCGGGGUCUCGACCUGACUGCAGUUCAUCAUCGUAUGUGACUUCAGUGGGCAAAUGCUCACAUUUGAUGGCGUUCGGCACUUUGGAGAGGUAUUCUCUUCACAGAAGAUGGAUUUCACUGUAUAGAGCAGAUGGCAAACAGCGUGCAUGGCGUGGUGUGGUGUGGGUGAGCAGUUUGCUGAUGUCAAUGUUGUGGAUCGAGUGGCCCAUGGGGAUGGUGGGGUUAUGGUAUGGGCAGCCAUAUGUUAUGGACAAUGAAUACAGGUGCAUUUUAUUGAUGACAUUUUGAAUGUACAGAGAUACCAUGACGAGAUCUUGAGGCCCAUUGUUGUGCCAUUCAUCCAUGACCAUCACCUCAUGUUGCAGCAUCAUAAUGCACUAUCCCAUGUUGCAAGGAUUUGUACACAAUUCCUGGAAGCUGAAAACAUCCCAGUUCUUUCAUGGCCAGCAUACUCACCGUUCAUGUCACCCAUUGCGCAUGUUUGGGAUGCUCUGGAUCGGCGUAUACGGCAGUGUGUUCCAGUUCCUGCCAAUAUCCAGCAACUUUGCACAACCAUUCCACAGGCCACAAUAUUUGAGAGAAAUAGGCCUUUUGUGUACAUAGAAAAAGUCUUAGAUCUUUGAGUUUAGCUCAUGAAAAAUGGGGACAAAAACAAAAGUGUAGCAUUUAUAAUUUCGUUCAGCGUAUAUAUACAUAUAUAUCUAUCUAUCUAUCUAUCUAUCUAUCUAUCUAUAU
Carassius gibelio (silver crucian carp) is the source of this 3201-nucleotide messenger RNA. RefSeq names its product zinc finger protein 648. The transcript is spliced from 3 exons. Bases 184 to 1641 code for a protein of 485 amino acids. Lineage: Eukaryota; Metazoa; Chordata; Actinopteri; Cypriniformes; Cyprinidae. Gene Ontology annotation, biological process: regulation of transcription by RNA polymerase II. Gene Ontology annotation, molecular function: DNA-binding transcription factor activity, RNA polymerase II-specific; RNA polymerase II cis-regulatory region sequence-specific DNA binding. The record is from RefSeq and is a predicted model, not a curated record. Gene Ontology annotation, cellular component: transcription regulator complex; PcG protein complex.